This is a messenger RNA of Suillus subalutaceus, 1520 nucleotides long. RefSeq lists its product as uncharacterized. Lineage: Eukaryota; Fungi; Basidiomycota; Agaricomycetes; Boletales; Suillaceae. The record is from RefSeq and is a predicted model, not a curated record. Bases 257 to 1330 code for a protein of 357 amino acids. The transcript has 5 exons.
GGACAAUCGGUCGCAUGGCAAUGAGCAUUGUUCACUUUCCACAACAGGAUUCGAUCAUCCUCUGUUGUCCUCUUUUUUUAUAUGGACCUUGGCACAAAUGGCGCACAUAAAGGACUUUCGUCUUGUUGUUUGCUGUUUCAGUUUUUCUGUCUUGACCUUUACUUCCUGACCCUCGUCGCUGCGCGCGUUCAACUUUUGGGCUUGACGCCUCAUUCUAUUUCUGACACUUCAAAACAUUCGAACUUGACCAACCACGAUGUUCUCAAGCUUAUUUUUGGCCUUGGGUGCAGUGUCACUGGCGCAGGCCGCCCAGUUUAACGUUACUGUUGGUGGAGGACCAUUAAGAUAUGAUCCGCAGUUUGUUAAUGCAAAUCCUGGAGAUACCAUCAUUUUCACUUUUAAACAAUCCAACCAUACGGCUACCCAAUCUACUUUAGCCCAGCCAUGUGUGAAGGCGCCCAAUGGAUUUGACUCUGGCUACAUGCCAGUAUCAGCCAGUAAUACCGACGGCCCGUUCCCUGCAGCGCAGUAUACGGUGCAGGAUACGAACCCAGUUUGGGUGUACUGCAAACAAGCCAAUCACUGCCAACAGGGCAUGGUCUUUGCCAUCAAUCCGGGCACUCAGUUUGCUGCAUUUCAAGCAGCGGCCAUGGGCAAUACCACGGCUUCCUCGUCCUCGUCCGUUUCAACGACUGCAACUGCUCCCACUGGGGUUGUCACUGCAACCGCGACUAUCACUGGUGGCGGGCAAACUGUGACUACAACCUACGGUUCGUUCCCUGGCAGCGCAGCACCAACAAGCGGAACAAGCGCAGAUCAUGUAGUUAUCGUUGGCGGCUCGACCCUGACGUAUACGCCGUCGAAUAUUACUGCACAAAUUGGAGAUACGGUAACGUUCCAAUUCAUGCAAAAGAAUCACACGGCCACGCAGAGCACGUUUGCGGAUCCGUGCCGCGCGCUUACUCUGACGUCUACCAGUGGACAAGUUGGGUUUGAUUCUGGAUUCAUGGCUGUUGCAUCUAAUGCGACGACAUUCCCGACGUAUACGGUCCAGAUCAAUGAUACUGCACCGGUCUGGGUAUAUUGUAAACAGUCUGGACACUGUGGGCAAGGCAUGGUGUUCUCUGUGAACGCAGUGGAGUCCGGAGCCAACAACUUUGCUGCAUUCAAGGCGCUAGCAAUCCAGCUCAACGGGACCACAUCCUCGACCACGAGUACGGGAGCACAAGCUACACAGACGCAGUCGAGUGGUGUGGUAAAGAUGAAUGAUCGUGGGACAAACGUCUUGGUUGGCCUUGUGGGUGUGGUAGCUGGCAUGUUCCUGGUAUGAGGCCGUCACUAUGAAAUGUAUCUUAUCACAAAUCUUUCAAUUUUGGUGUAUUGUUUGGGCUGCUCAUUCCUUAUAGCAUGUAGCACUAUGUAUCCCUGCUGAUAAUGGGUAGUUGAACUGUAUAUUGUACUAUUCAUGAUGUAGAUGUGGAGCGAGCUAAAAUUUAAGUCGAUCUAAGGAAUAGUCUCCG